AUGUUCUCGCUAUCCAACAAUUACAUCUCAGAUCGAUCGGUAACUAAUACUGACCACGAAAGGUAUCACCCAAGUGCGACAAGCUUUGCCGCUGCUGCUGGGGAUAGUACUGGUUCAAUUUCAACCAGUCCCAGUUCUGCCACGUCUUCAUUGGCCUACACUGCAAACUACCCAAACCAUUACACAACGUAUGCGGCGCCUGUCGCACCUGUCCAACACUUUGUCAAUCAACCUGGGCUGAGCGGACGCAUCCUGGAUGACCCAUCCCAAGGUCUUGCGUCCUGGCGAUCUCCCAUAGGUCAUUCGUUGUCACCCUCUACAACCAGUAUCGCCACACGCGACUACAACAUCCACUCAGGUAACCUUCCUACGCCCAGCCAUCUGUCUUCUCCUCCAACAUCCACCUAUACUGGUUACUCGGAGACCCCUCGUUCAUUGUUGACUGGUAUUACAACUCCCCUCUCUCCUUCUUCAAAUCCACUCUUGUCCGCGCAAAUGGCUUCAUUGAGUACUACUGGAUAUGGAACGCAUCGCAGCGAAUGUCAAAACUUUCCCUGGGUACAACACGAAGCGUUCCACAAUCUCGAAUGUGAAGGCCAGGAAGUUGUCCCUAGGAUUCACGCCAAGAUGGAGAAAGGCUUCUUCUUGUCGCCUGAUAGAUCUUGGACAUGCUACCGUCGCAACUACUUUUCAGUCACCUGCUCGUUCGAAUUGACACCACACAUCGGUAAUGGAAGACUAUGCCUCAAUGGUCAAAGAGUCCAGGCCAUGGGCAUGAAACUUACUGCAGCCGUGGACGGACAAACUGGCAAAGGCGUCGAACUCAUCCAACACACACCAAAGAGAGACAGGGGACCCAAGAACGCUAUUCCUAUCAUCAAGAUAUCUCCCACUCCACCCAAUGGCCGCCCUGCCGAGUCGACUCUCAGCCCGCAUGGCGUCUACCAUGUGCCAAUGUCUUCUUUCCACGCCACAGGUGUUCCUACUGGUCCUCAUCUUCCUUUCCAGAACACUCGAGAUGAAUCUCCGGCAUCAAGUCGAUCAACAUCUCCGGCAGGCCGAAGACAUGAAUAUUCCUCCUUUGGCCAUCUGGCUAGCAACCAAUUGCCAAUGCCAGGCCAAAACAUACAACACACUUUCGAACGCGUGCAAUUCAAGUCAGCAACUGCUAACAACGGCAAGCGAAGAGCAUCUCAGCAGUACUUCCACCUCAUGGUUGAGCUUUGGGUCGACGUCCGCGAAGAUGAGACCAGAAAGCCGAAAUGGGUCAAGAUUGCUUGCGCGAUUAGCGACAAGGUUGUGGUACGCGGCCGAAGUCCCAGUCAUUACAAAGCAGAAAACCAGGGUGGUGGUUCAUCAUCUACCGGUCGAGGUGGAAGCACUGGAGGCUAUGGAAACUCUGGCGGAAGCUAUGGUGGCUUGAGUCGUGGCAGUUUCAGUGGAGCCGGUUACGCCACCGGUCCCGGAAACACUGGAGGAUUCCGUGCCAGCCAACAGUAUCAGUCAGCAGCGUCGCCAGAACAAGGAUACUCUUCCAGUGCCGGAUCAAGCGUGGCCGAGCCCGUUGACACCAAGCAUACGCUCGAAGCGGAGCCCACACACGACGAGGACAUCGCCAUGCAGGACUUUGCCGGUUAUCAAUACAUCCCCGCCCCCUUGUACGAUGGCACAUCAGUGCAAGGCAAAGCUGAGAGUCCGACUUCGAUGUCUGGAGCCGUACAGGUCAGCGACAAGAAGUACUCGAUCCGAGAAGAAUACCCUGAAGCGAUGCCCGGAACACAAUGGAGCAUUGGAGGUUGCAAUCGCUUCCAGGGAGUCGAAAGCAGCAGAGGGUACUACCCAGCAUUUAGCACCACUGGGUUUUGA
Molecule: messenger RNA, 1866 nt
Organism: Aureobasidium pullulans EXF-150
Lineage: Eukaryota; Fungi; Ascomycota; Dothideomycetes; Dothideales; Saccotheciaceae
Product: p53-like transcription factor
Exons: 3
Coding region: 1-1866 (621 amino acids)
Biological process (GO): meiotic cell cycle; positive regulation of transcription by RNA polymerase II
Cellular component (GO): nuclear chromosome
Molecular function (GO): DNA binding; DNA-binding transcription factor activity
Source: RefSeq, a predicted model, not a curated record